UUGGGUCGUCCAGCUCAAAAUCAUCCAGUUAUUCUGGUUAAUCAUGGAGAGAAUCCUGUCGCAUUCAAAGUGCUCACCACCGACAAUUAUGCAUAUUUUGUCAACCAUGUAUUCGGCGUGAUUCCUGGUCGACAUCUUCAUGCAAUACCUCAUGUUCGAGCGCCGAAUCAGUUCAAUUUGUUAGUGUUUCGGCGACCAUACGACUGUUUCUGCGAUGAACAGCAACCAUCACACUGGAAUACGCCCAGAAAGGAUAAACUGUUCAUCCUGCUGGCCCCGGUGUUCUCAUUCAAUAUCCCACCAGCUGCUGUUUUUCAUCACGAGGGUCCUUAUGAGAAGCUGCGAAUCUGUCUCGAAUAUACAGGAAUGCCAAUGGAUCCAGCCAAAGGUUCCUGGAUUCUCUUAGCUAUUUUUUGCCCGAAUAUAUCAUUUAUUACUCAAAAG
Molecule: messenger RNA, 444 nt
Organism: Cooperia oncophora
Lineage: Eukaryota; Metazoa; Nematoda; Chromadorea; Rhabditida; Trichostrongylidae
Source: the annotation of a GenBank genome assembly